AUGCCAUUCGCCGAGUUGAACUGCAGGCAGCUGCACCAAGCGGCCCGAAAUGAUGAGGUCAACUUGGCCAAGGGCGCGUUGGCAAAGAAGAGAAGUAGCCUCAACAGCAAGGAGAUUGCUGCGCGGCUCCAUGAUGUCCUUUGGUACGCUUGUUUCCUCGAGGACCUGGCCGGAUUGCACACCGCGCUGCACAUCGCUGCCUAUGAAGGCAGCGUGGGGGUCGCCCAGCUUCUUCUUGACUCCAAGGCCGUGCUUGGGAGCAAAGACGACAGCAAGGACACCCCUUUGCACCUGGCCGCGUACAUGGGCCAGGUUGCACAGACUCGCAUAGUACAGCUGCUUCUUUCCAAGAGGGCCGCUGUGGACGAGAAAGGUUCCGGUGACAAGACUGCACUUCACUUGGCAGCGCGACGAGGGCAGCUCGAGGCUGUGCAGCAGCUGAUGGGCCAAGGCCGACUGGCCGACUUUGCAGGUGCGCAGAUUGUUGCCGUGGACAAGGAAGGUGACCUGCCACUGCACGAAGCUGCGCGCAACGGCCACGCUCACCCCUUGGUGUGCUCUGAAGAUGGCUGGAGCAUCUGGCUCAAAGCAUCGCAAAGCGCCCAGGUGGCCGUGGUGCAGGAGCUGAUAAGGGCGCGUGUGCCAGUGGAAGCAGCAAGCCGCUGCGGGAAGACGGCGCUCCAUGUUGCCUGCACCUGGGGUCAGGAGGCCGUGGUCGAGGCUUUGUUGCAGAACGCAGCGUCGGUGCAUGCAGCCGACCUCUGUGGCAACUCCCCCCUGCAUGAGAGAAGGCGGGUGAGCUUAGACCUGGUUUUAGCCUUCCAGGCACCGCUCGAAGCCCGCAACCGAGACCAGCGGACACCGCUCCAUGCCUCCGCUGCGACUGGGAAUUACGACUUUGCCGGAACCCUGAUGCAGUACGGAGCCAGUGCUGAUGCUCCUGACAAAGAUGGUGACUCUCCAGUGCAUCUGGCUGCAUUCUAUGGGCGUACGGGAGUGCUGGAUGUAAUGAUGCAGUUGCGUGUCAUCGCGUUGACGCUGAACAAAGAGGGCCGCUCGCCUGUGCACAGAGCUGUGCAGGGAGGCCGUGUUGCAGCACUAAAGCUUUUGGUUGGUGGAGUGGGCGGAAGGCCCUCGCUGCAAUCGGACACGCCAGACAAUCAGGGUGAGACGCCGUUGCACCUGGCCGCUGGCCUCGGGGAUGGCCACGAGGUGGUGGAGACUUUGGCUCAGAAUCCGGGCACGUCCCUUGAGGCUCGGCGAGCAGACGGUUUGGUACCACUGCUCGUUGCAGCGAUGCAAGGAAAAGCCCGGACUGUCGAGUGUCUUCUCAGAGCGAAAGCACAGUCGGGAGCUUGUGGAGCAGCUGGAGCUGCAGCAAUUCACUUUGCUGCCGGAGGUGGCCACCUUUCUGUGGUUCAUUCGCUGCUGAUGCGACAGGCUUCGCCUAAUGUGCAGAACCAGCGCAAUGAGACUCCAUUUCAGGUGGCAGGUACCCGCGGCUAUGUGGAGGUCGCACGUGCCAUGAACCCUUUCGUGUCCGCUGAGUCAACAAUGCCGAGUGUAGUCUGGAGCUCGUCCACUAGGCAGUUGCGUGUAGGCGCAGCCACUGCUCACCGCCUCUCUUUUUAA
Messenger RNA from Symbiodinium natans, 1632 nucleotides. The record is from the annotation of a GenBank genome assembly. NCBI's taxonomy places the organism in Eukaryota, Dinophyceae, Suessiales, Symbiodiniaceae.